Molecule: messenger RNA, 1923 nt
Organism: Penicillium salamii
Lineage: Eukaryota; Fungi; Ascomycota; Eurotiomycetes; Eurotiales; Aspergillaceae
Source: the annotation of a GenBank genome assembly
AUGCAUCUCUUAGGCUCGGCUGCGCGGAGCUUCAACUUCUCGGCUUUGCGUUCUGCGUCAAUUACUGUGCGUUACGCUUCAACUCGCAACAUGGCGAUCAUUAAUCCGCGGGAUCCGAACACCCUGAGCAACUAUAACAACUGGCGCUCGACCCAUGUCACCGCGAACUUCGAGAUUCUGUUCGAUCAGAAGAAGUUGGUGGGAAAUGUAGUCCAUCGCUUCAAGUCGAUCACCGAUGCCGAAUCCCGAGAGAUCAUUCUGGACACCAGCCAUCUCGACGUUGGCGCGGUCAAGGUGGAUGGCCAGCCAUCCAAGUGGGAGCUGCUGCCCCCACUGGAACCCUUGGGAGUCCCACUGAAAAUCUUCCUGGAUCAAGGUGUCAAGUUGAAUGACACCGUGGAGGUCGAUAUUGCCGUCAAGACCACGGAGAAAUGCACGGCGCUGCAGUGGCUGACACCCGCGCAAACCUCGAAUAAGAAACACCCUUACAUGUUCUCGCAAUGCCAGGCAAUUCACGCCCGGUCUAUCUUCCCUUGCCAGGAUACCCCGGAUGUCAAGGCCACCUAUGACUUCAACAUCACCUCCCCACUUCCGGUCAUGACCAGUGGUCUGCCAAUCCGGGAGUCCGCGGAGGAAAAGACCCAGCUGUACCGAUUCCACCAGUCGGUGCCCAUUCCUAGCUACCUCUUUGCUAUUGCCAGCGGUGAUGUUGCCGAGGCUCCAAUUGGACCUCGAAGUGUUGUCGCAACUAGCCCCGACAAGCUGGCAGAGUGUCAAUGGGAGCUCGAGGCCGACACGGAAAACUUCAUUACGACCAUCGAGAAAAUCGUUUACCCAUAUGCGUGGGGAGAAUAUAAUGUGUUGAUUCUGCCCCCCAGCUUCCCCUACGGAGGCAUGGAGAAUCCUAUCUUCACCUUUGCAACCCCCAGCAUUAUUUCCAAGGAUCGUGAGAACAUCGACGUUAUUGCCCACGAGCUGGCUCACAGCUGGAGUGGUAAUUUGGUCACCAACGCCUCAUGGGAGCACUUCUGGUUGAACGAAGGUUGGACCGUUUACCUUGAACGAAGAAUCCUGGCUGCUAUUCACGGCGAAGCCUACCGCCACUUCUCUGCCAUCAUUGGAUGGAAGUCCUUGACUGACGCUGUGGAACACUUUGGCAAAGACCACGAGUUCACCAAGCUCAUUGUUGACCUCAAGGGUAAAGAUCCCGAUGACGCCUUCUCUAGCGUUCCUUACGAGAAGGGCUUCAACUUCUUGUUCUACCUUGAGAACCUUGUCGGAAAGCCCAAGUUUGACAAGUUCAUUCCUCACUACUUCACGACAUUCAAGUGCAAGUCGCUUGACUCUUAUGAGUUCAAGGCAUUGAUUCUGGACUUCUUCAAGUCAGAUGCCGAGGCGUACAAGCUCUUGACCGAACUGGAUUGGGACCAGUGGUUCUAUGCACCCGGAUUGCCACCCAAGCCCAGCUUUGACACCUCGCUCGUCGAUGUGGUCUAUGAACUCUCCAAGAAGUGGCAAUCCCUGCCUGGUUCUUCUUUCCAACCCGAUAUCAGCGAUAUCAAAAACCUCACCGCGAACCAGUUGGUUGUUUUCUUGGAGCAAAUCCUUUUGCUGGAGAAGCCCCUCACCCCGGAGGUCUCUAAGCUGAUGGGUGACGUCUAUGAACUGACCAAGAGCGAGAACAUUGAGGUUUCGAACCUCUAUCUCCAGGUCGGUAUGAAGGCCGGAGAUGAGAGCGUCAUUGAGCCCACGACUGAGCUGCUCGGCCGCAUCGGCCGCAUGAAGUUUGUCCGACCUUUGUUCCGUAACCUCCAGAAGGUUAACCGACCCAUUGCUCUCAAGACAUUUGAGAAAUACAAGGACUUCUACCACCCCAUUUGCCGUGGUAUGGUGGAGAAGGAUCUCUUCGGCAAGAAGGACUAG